Volvox carteri f. nagariensis is the source of this 2688-nucleotide messenger RNA. RefSeq lists its product as uncharacterized. Gene Ontology annotation, molecular function: ubiquitin binding. Lineage: Eukaryota; Viridiplantae; Chlorophyta; Chlorophyceae; Chlamydomonadales; Volvocaceae. Gene Ontology annotation, biological process: protein deubiquitination; double-strand break repair via homologous recombination. The record is from RefSeq and is a predicted model, not a curated record. Bases 1 to 2688 code for a protein of 895 amino acids. The transcript is spliced from 4 exons.
AUGGCAAUCAAAGAUCGAUUAUUGAUGCAGCGCCUGUUGGCGACUACCCAGCCUACGCCAUUUGUGUACGUCUUGUGUAGCUCGUCAACAACAAUAGCCCAAGUGCACCAACUCAGCAACGCCCAGACACAACCCACGCAUACGUGUCGCGUCAUUCUCCGGGGAACUCCUGGUUCUGCGGGGGACCCAAUUUCCUUGGACGAAUUCAGUCUUAACUGCUGGACAGGUGACCAGGCGGGUCCUAACACCACACAGCACACACCACACAGCAGCACGGAUACACCCGUGAGGGUUCAACUUGGCAAGGAGUUGCUCGAGUUUCUGGGCCAGAAAACAUCUGACCUGCUGGGCGUCAGCAGCGACUGGAGUGCACGUCCCCUUACACCCGUCUCAAGGGAUGGUAGCCCUGCUGAUGAUGGCUAUGAGCUGUCACGCUCUGAGGACUGGGGCCUCGACAUCAUCAAUGUGCCUCACCUAAAGCUCGUGGAUAGUGUGAUAUCAGGCGUUCCAUUAUCCGAUGUCGCCCCCCUGUUGCAAUGCCUGAACUGCAGCCGUCUGACAGCACAGAAUGUGACCAUAAAAGCACUGCAACGUCCGUCCAAUAAAGCACCAUUUGGUGCGGUCCGUAUCACUGGGCUGCAAGACGCCAUUCUUGAGGGUAUUGAGUGCUCUAAUAUUCGAGAUGCAAUGGGUUGGGCUUGUAUUUUAAUACAGGCGCAGGCCAAGUCCUCUAUCAUUGUACGGGACAGCUCAUUCUUAAGUAACUCCGUCAAGAGGUACUACCUCCAUGACUUCCUACGCUCAUCAGACAGCGGACUGCCCCCAUUUCCAGAGCUACAAUAUUCUUCACCGCCUACAGCAGGCGCCAACCUGAGCAGCACCAGCAUGUCAGCAGUGCCAGUGCUAAGGCACGCACUCAUCUGCAAGACUGAUGGUGGCUAUGCCCUUCACGAUGACGACGAUCCUCAAAUUGAUGGCUAUGGAUCGGUCCUUAUCGUCUAUGACAGGGAUGACAAUUUGUGUGGCACACAGCAUCCCCUGGAUGAUGCUAUGAAUGCCACGGUCUUGGUGGAGCGGACCACCAUUAGCCACAACAUGGGAGCAUGCGGUGCGGGCAUUGCUGUGCAGAGCCCGUCCUUUCCUCAGAUGGUUGGAUGUCUCAGUAAUCGCCACGUGCAGCUCACGUUUGUGAGCAGCAUCAUAAUGUACAACGAAGCUGAUCAGCUUGACGGGGGGGGUGGAGGUGGCCUUUACUUUCGUGACAGCUGGGGUGGAACAGUUCACCUGACCAUUAGGAAUGAGUCAAUCCUGUCAUCCAAUCGUGCUUGUUGUGGUGUGGGGGGCGCAGCAGCACUUCAGAGCGACAGCAUCGGGGAUGUAAUGUUUGUCAACACACAGGUGUCCAACAACACAGGGGACAGAGGUGGCGGCUUGUAUCUAGGCGAGUUUGUCAAUCUCUCUGGUCUUCUUGUCUACAAUAGCACCUUCUCCAAUAACCAUGCACUCUACUUAGGAGGGGCCAUUUAUGUCGAACCCAAAGAGGCUUCCAACGGAGUCAUUAAAGACAUUCGGUUUGACGGUGGCAGCAUAUUGCAUGGUAACAGUGCAUAUGAACAAGGUGGAGCCAUCUAUGUCCGGUUCCGUGGUAACACUGCAACACCCGAACUCACAAGGUUGGUCGUGGAUGGGGCCAGCCAGAUGUCUGAGAAUCAAGCCAAGAAUGGAGGAGCCAUAUGUAUACAAGGCUACAAUGCUGCUGUCACCGUUAACGAGGUGUUGGUCACCGGUGGCAGCGAGCUUGCUGGCAACCUUGCUAACAAUGGGGAUGGUGGCGCCAUUUACUUGAGCUUUCAAGGGGAGCUGUCCAACUUCACCAUCAUGGGUGCCAGCAGGUUUUCACGGAACACGGCUAACUGCACUAAAACCGAUUGCACCUCUUCCAGGGGUGGAGCAAUAUACCUCAGUGCUGGCAAGGUUAAGCAUCCCGUGUUGAUCACAGGUGGUGCAUCUAUCCUGAGUAAUUCAGCUAAGGAUGCGGGUGGAGCUAUAUACAUGGACAACGGGGACCACAGCACGGGGUUAGUGGUUUCUGGCGGAAGUAAUAUAUCGUGCAACAUGGCUGGGCCUACAGGCGGGGCUAUACACAUUUAUACGGCAUCAUCUUGGGCAGGCGCAAGUUACCUAUUGCAGUUUGACGCAGGUGCAGUAGCAUCAUACAACACAGCUCAGACUUCUGGCGGUUUUUUGUACAUGUUCGGGCAUGCUGCUAUGGAAGUAAAUUUGAUUGUAAAUAGCUGCAAUUUUAUUCAGAAUACAGCUGUACAGGGUUCCGGUGGGGCAGUCUACAUGCUACAGAUGCAGUUCCUUAAUGUUGCUAUCGAUGGGGGGAGCACCAUAGCUCUCAAUACUGCCAAACGGCAAGGCGGCGCCUUCAGCCUUGAUGCCUCCAGAAUCGACCUUGAUAUUACGGGUGCAUCCAGUAUUUCCGACAACUUGGCUGUGGGAGAUGGCGGUGGAAUAUAUUUGACUGCAGAGAGCACAGACAUUCACGUUCAUGGAUCCAUGCUAUCUAACAAUAAGGCAACCAGCGGCAAUGGAGGUGCAAUGUCAGCCGAGGGGAACCCCUUCUUCAUCCCACCACAAGGGUUCCAAGCAGCCCAGCUAGGAACUCUGGCGGGGUCAACAUGA